AGCUGCAACGCAGCAGGGAUUCAGCACUGUGCAGAGCAGAGCCCUGCAGCCACCCAGCUCCAACCCUGCUCACCGUGCCAACGUCCCGCAGCACCAUGAAGGGCCCCGCAGCCAUCCUGUCCGCUCUGCUCCUCCUGGCCCUCUGCUCCUCGGCUGUGGCCCAUCUAGAUGGCCUGACCACAACCUGCUGCAUCUCCUACAUUCAACGUCCCAUCCCACGCAACGCCAUUGCCUCCGCUUACAUCACCAGCAGCAAAUGCCGCCUGCCAGGGGUGGUCCUGGUCACCAAGAAGGGGAAGGAGGUGUGUGCAAACCCUGAGGAGUCCUGGGUGCAGAAACGCCUGGAACUCUUCCAGAACCAAGGAAACUGACCUCCCGUGCUGUGCCCCUGGGCUUGGCCCACAGGAACACUCACGCACCAGAGUACUUGAA
Phasianus colchicus (ring-necked pheasant) is the source of this 432-nucleotide messenger RNA. RefSeq names its product C-C motif chemokine 5-like. Gene Ontology annotation, molecular function: chemokine activity; CCR chemokine receptor binding. Gene Ontology annotation, cellular component: extracellular region. NCBI's taxonomy places the organism in Eukaryota, Metazoa, Chordata, Aves, Galliformes, Phasianidae. Gene Ontology annotation, biological process: eosinophil chemotaxis; antimicrobial humoral immune response mediated by antimicrobial peptide; chemokine-mediated signaling pathway. The record is from RefSeq and is a predicted model, not a curated record.